Cylicocyclus nassatus is the source of this 2181-nucleotide messenger RNA. Lineage: Eukaryota; Metazoa; Nematoda; Chromadorea; Rhabditida; Strongylidae. The record is from the annotation of a GenBank genome assembly.
AUGCGAUUACUUCUUUUUAUCUGCAUACAUCUCUGCCUGCAAGCUGUGCUAACUCAAGAUGAACCAGAAGGAAUCGACGAUGAAGGAGGAGAUGCAGAAGCAUUCUACAAUAAAACGUACAGUGAAUACCAGACUGCGCUAGAAAAGGCUAUCUUUAGCAACUACGUGAAUACGAGGAGACCGGUGAGGAAUGUGUCUCAGCCUGUCGAAGUUAGCAUUCAUUUCCACAUCGUCCACGUUUCGAUCAACCAAGAGGAGCAGACAAUGACUGUGCAUGGUCAUCUGUAUAUGACGUGGUACGACGAGUACCUUGGUUGGGACGUGAAUGACUUCAAUGGCAUCCGAAUCACCAGAUGUUCAAAGUGGAGAGUAUGGCAGCCUAAAAUCAAAGUAGCUAACAGUGUCGCCGGCAUAUAUUCUGCAUUCGAAAUUUCGUCUCAUGCACACGUACUUGUGCAGACAAUGGGAAAAGAGCAAGCAAAAGUGGAAAUGUAUCCAACAUUUUCCAUCAAAGUUGGCUGCAAUUUCGAUUAUGCCGAUUAUCCGAGAGAUAUAAAUUCAUGUUCACUUUCCGUUUUUGCAAAGCAGAGAAUGAGCGAGGUUCGCUUGAAGAACUACUACAAUUAUCCUCCGACUCUCUCUAUCGGGUGGGGCAGCCAAUCCGAUAAGCGUAUAAUAUCAGAUUUCGAGAUAUUGAACGUUUCGCACUCUAUCACCUAUUACAAGCAUGGAAAUACCACUACUCUCGAGCCAAUAACAGCAAACGAGUUGGCGGUCUCCUGGUCUAUUUUACAUACAACAAUCUUCAUUAAAAGGCACAGUGUAAUGUUUGGAGUCAGCAUGCUGUUGCCUUGCUUGGUUUCUGCAGCCUUCAAUAUUCUACCCUUCUUCCUUCCCUCACUCAACUAUGCAGUCUAUACAUUACUUUCGAAUGUAAUCAUUCAGGCGAUAUUCUUGCAAGAAAUAGUCAACGGUAUGCCUCUCUCUGCAAGCCGCGUUCCUAGCUCAGUACUCUUCUACAGCGUGACAAUGUUCUGCAACAUGAUAUCAUUAGUGAUACACAUAUUUUUUGUGAUGAUCGAGCAACAAGCAACGCCGUUCAAGCUUCGACCGAUGAUUAUCAAUCUUGGCAAAGCUAUAGCAGAACGUACACCAUACAAAACAGCGUCACCGAUUGUUGCGCUUCGAGGAACAAUAGGAAUGUCGACUAUUAGCGCCACCUCUGGCGCCUUAGUAUUUUCCGGGGCUACUCUGAUCGUUUCUCUAUUCGCAGCAGCUGCUAUAUUCUCUCAAAUUAAUUCUAUAUGGAGUGAGCUGGAUGCGGAAAUGAGCACUUUCAAGGUGCUCACAGAUGAUCUCUGGCAAGAUAUGAUCGGUCUUGGAGCUGGUACACCAGCAAAUCGACUUCGACGUCAAGCCUACGGCGGCUAUGGAGCAAGUGGAUCUCAACCCCCAGCUACCACCUCCUCUGGAUCUACCCCAGCCCUAAAUCCAACUCCUUCCUUCACUGGAUAUAAUAUGCCUAACUAUAUGAUCAAUCGUUGUGUAUGCGCAAUUGAAAAUAACUGCCCACCCGGCCCAGCUGGAAGUGAGGGUGAUGCCGGACCAGAUGGGCUUGACGGCCUUGACGGUGUUCCCGGAUUUGAUGGACAAGAUGCGACAGAUAUCUCGAAUGAAGCACCUCAAGGCUGUUUCACAUGCCCUCAGGGGCUACCAGGCCCGCAAGGGCCAACAGGAGCUCCAGGUAUCCGAGGCAUGCGAGGUGCAAGGGGACAACCCGGAAGACCAGGACGAGAUGGAAAUCCUGGAAUGCCAGGAGAGAUGGGACCACCAGGACCUCCAGGAUCGGAUGGACAACCAGGUAAACCAGGAGAGAAGGGUGACGAUGCAGAGAAGCCUGUCGGAAGAGCGGGACCAAGAGGACCUCCGGGAGAACAAGGGCCAGAGGGACCCGAAGGAUCCCCGGGACGAGAUGCUUAUCCGGGUCCUCAAGGUCCAGUCGGUGAGCCAGGAGUUCCAGGAUAUCAGGGUGCCGCAGGACCCGACGGAGAAGAAGGACCAAUGGGACCACCAGGAAACCCUGGUAAAGAUGCAGAGUAUUGCAAAUGUCCUCCUCGAGACGCAAAUGCUACCAAUAACCCUUCUAGCAGUUACAGAAGGAAGAAGCACCGCAAGCACUAA